UCUCAACUCGGGUAGCAGACUUAGUCUUAGUCUUGGUCUUAGUCUAGUGAGUGUAGUUAAAGGAUUGUUAGUGUAGUGUGCGAUCCGUGUGUUCUUGUUAUGUGUAGUGGUGGUGGGCGCUAUCAGCAUAGCGUUAGUCUGUAGCUACUGAUAGCGAACGGUGAACCUGCCGCCCGGCUGUAGUGUCGAUUCAGCCAGCGACCCGGUGAACGAUUCGUGUUAGUAGUCCAAUCAACGUGAGUGUCACUGUCCCCUCGUGCGUUACAAUUGUGUGCGUUACAAUACGGAAUUUCUAGCUUGUGACAGUAAGAGUUUCCGUGUGUCUGACAGAACUUAAUAUAUAAACAAUCUUACUUCUGGUGAAGCGUCUAAUCUAAGCCCCGGUGCACUGGACGUCAACGCAUCGCUAGAGAAUAAACCCACACUGAUCUGGGCCAAUCAGUUUUUUUCUGGUUGGGUCGGGCGGUACACCGGACUGAUGCUGAUCGGGUUCGAGCCCUAUUAAAUGCAUUGAUUAACACAUAGUGAGGUAGGCGGGGGUUAAAGCGUCCGACUACGGACGUUUUGAAUUUAGAAUCAGAAUUUCCCGAAGUAAUUUCCCUUGAUAGCUUCCCGUUGAUAAAUCCUUCGUAGUUAUCUUUCACUCGCUGUAGCAGAUUACGGGUUGCCGGUUUCGAAAACGCUUCCUUCCUUAAGGAGUAUAUAAUUUGAGAAUAAAACACAAUGCAGUUUUGAUAUAAAACGACGGACGGAUAAAAUUUUUGGUUUUCGAGGUAGUUUAUUUCUUUUUUUUACAUACUGCGCAUGAGAUAAAUAGAAUAGUACAUAAGUCAAACAAUAAAAAGUAAGGAUUUGAAAUAACGUUUAUUAGUAUCUGUAACCUUCAAGACGUGAGAAGAGUAUAGGUUUAUUCUCCUACACAGAAUUCUUUUAGGGUGCGUGUGCAUUACCGUUUCAAAAAACUUUGUAUUCAAGCACAACAAGAGCUUCACACCAAAGUGGAACUAUAGUUGAAUUACGCGUAGUUGAAGAAUCCCUGCCGUGUGUGACGUACAACUCCUACUCCACUUUCUGUUUAAGAAGUUUCACUCGCAUACAGAAGCAUGCUUAUCUAGCCCUACCCUGUUAUUCAAUUGCACGUCGUGAGAACUGCUCCUCGGUCACGGCUGAUGGUCACCACUACCUCAAGUUUCCGAAUUGCGGUCAUUGGUUCGCUGGUCUUUGGGCAGCGGAACUAGACAACCCUGGUCUUUUCCCCUCAAUUCCCGUGAGUGAGAAGGUUGCAAGAAACUUGCUGCGUGGCAUUGUCUUCCCUUAAGGAGAACACGGUUGUUUAAACUUGUUGUCUCUUCAAUAAGGCGAACAUUCGUUCUUUAUUUCAACGUAUUGAAAAAACUGUGAAAUACUGUGUAACACCGAUCGUCUUCAUUUGGCCCCAUCACUCAUGUUCUCAAUGUCUAGGGCCACACGUUGCUAAUGGACGAUUUAUCGAGAGCAAUCGAAUGGUGCAAUUUGUAAUAGGAAAUGGAAUGGUGCAGUGGUCUUAGAUGAUAGUUCAACAUAGAAGGAAGAGAGUUCAUGUCUCAGGGGAACGGAAGAGGGAGAGUUGAAUCCUUUUUUCUACCUUUUGGGCUUCGAAGUUUUCAUUUUACUAAAAUCCUUUUAGCUGAAAACGAUGGGAAAAAUUCGAGACCGAUCAGUGCAGGACGAUCCGGAGACAUGGAUGCCCUUUCAGCGGGAGACAUAGGGUAUAUCGCAGAAUCGGAACGCAAACGUGAAGGCCGCUUGACAACAAUUAUAGACCAGUUGCUCAGUAGUAGAACCACUUCUACUUUUGGCGAUGCCGUCAAUUCUGAAAAAAGGAUAAAAGGUAAACAUCGCGAUAUUUCAUCGUCUUUAGGAAGAACUGAUGGCGCUAUGUCUUCGUCGAGUGCGUCAAUGGAACGCCAAAUCAUACAGGCAUCAGCAAAUGAUAAUCGUCCAAAGAAAGAAAGUGGCGCUCCUAAUUCGUCGGGCGUAAAAGCUUCACUAUCAAAUAAAGCUCGUCGCAAAAAAAUUGUACGCAACAGUUCUCCGUCUGCAAAUGUAAAACAUGAACGUUUCAGCCCCGAAAUGGAGACGGGCACGGCUUCUUCUCGGAGUGCCUCACCAUGCAGCCCCAUUUCCCAUUCCUUCCGGCCUCCUACACCUUCAACUGCAGAAACGCCGAAUAAUUCGUGUGUCUCUCCAGCGGAACGAUUUAGCCCGGGGAACUACAACGCAUCCAAUAACAAAUUUAUGUCGGAAGGUCUUCAAAUGUCUCGGAACUACAGUGAUUUCAUGCGUAGUUUGGCAGCGAAGUACAACAAUUCCAACGAUUACCGGUCGCAGCAAACAAACAGCCUCAUGUCGAUCUUAGACUCACGUGCAUCCUGUAAGGACUUGAUAUUCGGCGAAGGAUCCUCACAGUCACCCCCAUUCCCUCUCUUCAAUCUUCCACUGAAUACGUUCACUUCUCAUGGGCUUGCUGCUAGUAAACACUACGAAAUGACUUCUGCAUUGGGAGACACUGGCAAGAAGGAAAAGAAGGAAUUCUCUACAAUUCCAUUGCUACCUUUUAGUGGAUUGGGCCAAGACAACAGUAUCCGCCAAGCACUGCCACCUGGCUUCCAUGCUGGCCCUGCCAUGGACAUGAGUUCAACUCAAGCGCUGCUGAGCAUUGUCCGUUCGGCUACUGCUCGUGGUUCACCGCGCAUAGACCCAUACUUUAACGAUGCGACUACUCGAACUGGCUCCGCCUCAUUAAAACGCUCAGCAGUCGAAACGGUUGCAGUGGCGUCUCACAUCCCAUUGGAUCUAAGUGCUUCAAUGGCAAAGCGUCCAUACGUGGAUUCGCAACUCGAAUCACUAGGCCGUAGUCGAUUUUCCCAACUUUCUUCUUCUAGGUCGCCUGCUAUAGACCCAAAUAACAUUCCCGGGAGACAAUUUUCUCCUAUUGGCAGGAAGUCACCGUCCUCACACUUCGCAUCAGACACCAUAAAUGCUUAUGGAGAAAAAAAAAUAGUAAUUCAGAACAAAUCAGCAGCUUCGCAGUUGCUGCCAAACUGUCGCUUAAGUUGUGCCGCUCAUUCUUGUAGCGCUGCCGCAGUUGAAGUUCAAAAGUGGUCAAUCAGCCACGUAGUGGAUUUUGUCAAAAGCAUUGAUAUCUGUUCUGAAUAUGCCCAGGCAUUUGAAGACCAAUCAAUCGAUGGCAGUACUCUUCCCUUGCUGACCGAAGAACACUUAAUCACAAGCAUGAACAUGAAACUUGGACCAGCAUUGAAGUUACGAUCCGUACUGGCAAAUAAGAUAGGUCACUGUGCUAUAUGCCUUCAUUGUAUUCAUUGUCACGCAGAACCUACAGGAGUUGAGCAGCCACCGCCCUCUCAAGAUCACCAAAAUUUGUCGAAGAACUCAUGAUAUCAAUGACUUAGUAGGGAUUUCUUUCCAAAAAAGUAGUUCAUCACUGUUGACUGUAUAGUCACUUCGCUCCCAAAGAUAUGAACGGUCCUACGAACAGUCUCUCUUGCAACAUGUUAUAGAUUGUUUUAAGUUGUACUACUUGUAAUUUAAAAGAUCACAAAACUAUAUUAAUUUUUUAACGCAAGCAUAAGCUUAAAGCGUCACAAGCUUAUAAUAUUUCAUUUCAGCCUAGAUAUUUUUCGUGCUUAAAUUUUGGGCACAUGUAGAACCAAACACAGUCCGUUCCCAUAUAAAGUGCAGAAACAUUUAAUUGUUCAUGGUCAGAAUACGUUGACUAUAGUUUAGUUUAUAUUGAAAGCGUAAAUUCAAAUAAAAGUCACCAAUAUUUUUAAA
Daphnia magna is the source of this 3834-nucleotide messenger RNA. RefSeq lists its product as uncharacterized. The transcript is spliced from 9 exons. Gene Ontology annotation, molecular function: protein binding. The record is from RefSeq and is a predicted model, not a curated record. Gene Ontology annotation, cellular component: PRC1 complex. The coding region runs from base 1579 to 3438 and encodes 619 amino acids. Lineage: Eukaryota; Metazoa; Arthropoda; Branchiopoda; Diplostraca; Daphniidae.